UCUCUUUAAGAGCCACUUCUUCUGACUGCACUCGGCCAUUUCCGUCUCCAACCAGCCGGUGGUGUCAGUCAACAACCGUGGAGACUUCAAAUCACUCUGAACAUAUACCCUACACCUCUGAAUAGGAAAAGUUGCUGCUGUUGCUGUUCUGAUGGUCAGCCAUGGAUGAAGACGACAGCCAAGAUGAGCUGAUCAAUUGCAGCACAUCUCACAGCAGAGGAAAAAGAGCUGCACUGUGGGCCAUAUCAGAUGACUCUGAUGACUCAGACGUGGAGUCUGAGGAGGGAGAAUCUGAAAGUGGGGAUGAAGAAAAGGAUGGCCAAGUAAAUGGAGAUGAGGAGGAGGAAGAAGAAGAAGAAGGGAAUGAAGAAGAGGAUGAUCUAGAAGAAGAAGAAGAUGCUCAGCCAGAAGAUGGAGCUUUUGGAGGAACCUCUGUGGACCUUGCAGUGAUGAGCUCUGAUGAGGAUGCAGAAAAGUGCCCCAUCUGCCUUAACUCUCUCAACAGCCAGCCUGUUGCAACACCAGAGAACUGUGAGCACUACUUCUGUUUCGACUGCAUCCUGGAAUGGGCCAAGAAUGCAAACUCGUGUCCUGUCGACCGUAUGGCCUUUAACAGUAUAUACCUUAGGAAAUGUUAUGGAGGCAAAGUGAAAAAAAUGAUAACUGUGCAAAAGCCUGUGAAGGAAGGGCAAGAGGAAACAGUUAAUUUGAACUUGGAGCAGACCAACUGUGAGGUUUGUGGGGGCAGUGACCGAGAGGACCGCCUGCUGCUAUGUGACGGCUGUGAUGCAGGAUAUCACAUGGAGUGCCUCACGCCGCCUCUUGACUCUGUUCCUGUAGAGGAAUGGUUCUGUCCUGAGUGUGAAGCCAACAACCGUAACUCAAGAGGUUCAGCUGAGGAACUCAGUGAUGCUGACAGCCUGCCUUCUACUGCACGUCCUGCCACCAGUCGAUCACAAGCCCGUGCUUCAGGCCCCACCAGAGCCAUUGCCCGUACCCAGCAGAGUGAGAGGGUCCGAGCCAAUGUCAACCGACAUCGCAUCACACAGGCACGCACGUCGCAGCUGGCCCCGACAUAUCUGAUGCAGUCCACUUGGCUGGAUGAAACGAUUAAUGCUGUGGUUGCUGGGCUCAACACAGCUGUAUACAUACGGGACUUAACACCCCGUUUAGCAUCUAGCCGUAAACGCAAGACUGGAAAGCACAAAAAGGUGAAAAGUAGGAAGACAUCUGCUAAAAAUGGUAAAGUGUCUAGCACGGGAGUCAAGAGGAGGAAACGAAAAGUAAGGAGGAAUAAAUCUAGGAAAAGGAUGAUGAUGAAGAAGGUUGCCACUCCACGAAGACGUAUUGCUAAUAGUCUUGGAAUUGUAAAGGACAAGAAGAGCUCGUCGCUUCCAACAGUUUAUAGGCCAUCAGAGCACACACUAAGCAAUAUGCGUGCUGACAUAGGAGCUGCAUCCCUCUCUAUCUAUGGAGACCCAUUUGAUUUGGAUCCAUUUGUGGAUCGUGAGGAGGAUGAACAGCAGGCUCAUGUUUCAUCGCUACUGGAGGCCAAGAGACGAGGGAUCUCCUGCUCAGCGCUUCGCUCUCAUCAGCCUGUGGCUCGACCAAUCACUGCAAGUCUUUCCAGGAGGGGUAUGGAUGUCCACCCAUCAGGAGGUGUUGUGGAGGCAGCUCCUGUGCCUGAUCUGCUGGGCAGCAUCCUGUCAGGACAGAGCAUGCUCUUGAUGGACAGCUCUGAUGUUGUCAUUAAUCGAGAUGGUUCGCUUAAAGCUACCAAACCAAUGAUGCCAUCUCCAUUAAUACCAGGCAGUAGAAAAAGCAGUAGCUCUGGAGAUGCAAAUAGCCCAGGGAUGUCAGCAGGUCUAGGAGACACUUCUCUGUCUGUGAACUACAACAGAGAUCAACCAGGGCCCUCCUGCGCCUCUGUGAGCACACCAUUGUCCCAGAGCUCAACUCGGUUACGUCCUUUAGCAGCUUCUUCAACUAGCCACACACAAACACCUCUCCAUUCUGAUCUCAGAGGGCAUCCAGGUUUGCAUCCACCUCGUCCAAACAGACCCACACCCUCUAAUCACCGGGUAAGCAAUGGAUUUGGAGUCCCUAGGGAAGGCUUGUCAUCUGUCUGUCCCACUGCAGAGUCAAGCUCCAAAAGCAAGGGAAUGAUCCCAUCACAAAGCCAACCUAAAAAGGCACCUACAAAACCCAUGUGGGUAGAUGUGUCAGAACUUCCUAGAAUACCAAAAAUAAAGAGGGAAAGUAGUGGCAUGACAAAUGAUGGCACUAGUCAAGAUGGCAGUCAUAAAGUUAGUAGCAGCAGGCGUCAGGGUAGUAGAUCCACCCCUAAUGGUAAUGGUUAUGGCAUGCCUGAAACGGGCAUGAAUAAUCUUUCUGGGGACAAAGGAAGGCAGCAAAGUGUAGACCGGCAAAGGGGCCAGGCUGAUGGUCAGGCCUCGAAGCACAGGCCUGAUGGAGGUAGCUCAUCUUCAGCUUUCUCUAAUUCAUUCUCUUCAUCCUCAUCCGCUGGGUGUCCUGCCGGCCAGCCACGAUAUGCCUCCUCAUCGUCGUCGUCGUCGUCGUCAUCAUCGUCAUCAUCAUCAGUGAGCUUCCGCAUCAACUCUAGUGGGAACCCAUGGCAAUCAAGGCGGCUAGGCAUUGCAUCAUCCUCUUCUAGUGUAGGCGCCUUCCAGGAACACUGGAGGAAAAAGGAUGAUGAAGCUAGAAAGAGACAAUUGGACAGGGAUAAACAAAUGCUUUUGGCAUCACGUACUCUGGGUAGCAAGGAGCAAGAUAAUAUAUAUGAUCCCUUUAAUCCUACUCUGUCAGAUUCAAGCAGCUCAGGUGACGAAACGGAGGGCACAAGCCCAGAUGGCACUUCUCAGUAUGUCACACUUGACAGGAAGCCUCCUAGUCUAAGUAACAAGGAGACUAUAAUGCAAAACGAGCAGGACCUGGUACAGGUGAAGACUGAAACAUCAGAGAUUGAGGUCACACAGGAAGGACCAGGGAUAGCUCAGGAAACCACAUCUGGGGCCAGACUCUUGGAGGACAUUGUAAAGGUUGAAAAUGAAUCAAGACUAUCAGGCAUAAAGACUGAAGAACAAACUGUAUCACUUGACAAAGUUAAGAAAGAACCUUGUGAAAAUGUAGGUGAAUCUGAAAUCCGUGGUGACAGAUUUUUUAAUUCAGAGACCACAGACACCACACCACCUGCUGAUCAAACUCUGGAUCUUGUAAAGACUGAGAGAGAGACUCAAGAGGCAAAGAGUGGACAGCGUGCUAGAAUUCCCAGCAGAUCUCUCUCAAAGGAUAAGGAAGAUUCAUCAGUGGAUAACUCUACAACUGUCAAGAGGAAACAAAAGGAAGAAACUAAAUCACAUGUUAUGUCAUGCUCAAAGUCCCCAUCAAGAGAUUUGGACUAUAAGAAGAAAAGCUCCAAAGCUUUGAAGGAGCAGUCCUCCAGUGGAUCUGAGACAGACAGAGGCAGGAGAGGAGAUCAGCAUGGUUCAGGCCAUGUGACAAAGCAAAAAGAAGUAGACUGUAAGGAGAAAGAAAGGAGUUCCAGGCGAUCACGGUCUAGAGAGAGGAAUAGGGCACACUCAAGCUCAGACAGUUCUCAACCCAAUUCCCCUGAUAGGACUCACAGAAAGAGACGGCGGUCCAGAUCACGAUCAAAAGAUGAAAGGAGAAGAAGGCGAUCCAGGUCAGCUUCCAGCUCCAGCAGUAGAGACCGUUCAACAAGGAAGAAACAUAAACGAAGGAGCAAGGAGAGAAGUGAUGACAAAGAGAGAGACCACGAAAGACGACGAGUUUCAAAAGACAAAAGACGUGGUCGGUCUCGGUCAAAGUCCCAGUCCAAUUCACGUUCCAGGUCCAGAACCCGAUCUAGAUCAAAGGACCGUAAGCAUGGUCGGUCAAAAUCCCGGUCCAGAUCCAGGGAGAGGAGGAGAGAACACAGCAAACAUUUGUCUCUCUCUUCAAGAGACAAGGUGGAGUCACGAUCUAAAGAGAAGAGGAGAAACAGGUCUAGAUCCAGUUCAAGAGAGAAAAGCAAAGAAGAAAGAUCAUCCAAAAGCUCACACCAAACUUCUCUUUCAUCCUCCAAAGACGCAAAGAGGUUGCAAGACAAGAAAAAAGAGAAAGAUGUUUCUCAAAGCUACAGUAAAGAUGAAAAAGUUGAAGCCAAUGUGAAUAAAAAGGAGGGUCCAUCCUGUUCUUUCGCCUCUGAAGUAAAAAAGCCGGACAAAGUCCUUAGUGCAGAGAGCCAGUCCAAAACUACAGAAAUUACAAAAGAAGCAAAGGAUAGAAAAGAAAUUAAGAAAGAAAAACAGGCAUCGGUUGACAUGUUUGAAGAUAAUCCUAUUAGUAUAUCGAUUAAGAAAGAGGAAACAGACACUUGUUCUUUGGCAGUAAGCAAAGAGGAUAUCGAAGUCCCCAUUAAGACUGAGACUUGCGAAAUUCCCAUUGUUAAAUCAGAGCCAGCCUGUGUAUCCAGCUUACCCCCUGAUACUUCCUUUUCUACGCUGACCUCGCCUGUUGCAGACGAAAGCCACCAGGACACAGUCUCUGAGACUCAGGCCGUGGCCAAACAUCAAACCACUGAAUUGACUGUCCCUGUAAAACUGGAAGUUCAGCAGCCUUCAGACUCUGAUGAUGACUUUAAUAUUGAUGUGAUGCUAGACAGCUUGGAUUACGUGAAAUCUGAGCACACAGAGAGUACUGGUGCAGCUGUCAUACAAGAGAAAGAAGUGGUGGACGGGAAGAAUGAGGUACAGCAGAUAUCAACAAAAGCAGGAGCAAAAACAUCCAAAACACAAGUGAAGCGUGUUACCUGGAAUAUACAGGAGCCUGAGGGUCCGCAACCAGAGAAGUCUGCGAGCAAACUUGCUCUAUAUAAACUGAAGCUAAAGCAGGAAGGGGCUCGCAGACCUUCUUUGACAGUCCAGGCAUCCAGUCAGGAUAUCACUGAAGCUGUUAAUGACCCCUCCAAGAAGUGUGCUGAUGGUCUUCUCAGUACUUCCUCUAAAUCUGAUGGUCUUCAUUCUGGGGAGUUAUCGGCCACUGCACAAGGAGAGGCAGAAGAAGGAGAUUUAUCAAGGAAAGACAAGUAUUUGAAAAAGCUGCACAUGCAGGAGAGAGCGAUAGAAGAAGUUAAGCUAGCUAUCAAACCUUUCUACCAAAGGAGAGGUAUCAACAAGGAUGAAUACAAGGAGAUUCUUCGCAAAGCCGUUCAGAAGGUGUGCCACAGCAAGAGUGGAGAAAUCAACCCAGUGAAAGUUGGAAAUCUGGUUAAGGCAUAUGUGGACAAAUAUAAACAUGCUAGGAAACAUAAAAAGGGAGACGAUUUAGGAAAAGCCCCAGACACCCAGGCUGAAGCAGCGAAAACCUCUGACAGUCCACGAUGAGGCAGGAACUAUAGGGAGGGACAACUACACCCACACCCACAAUAUUCACUGAUUCAUAUAUUAUGCUAUGUUAUUCUAUGUCCUAGAAUUGGGCGUGAUCACACUCUAAACAUACCAAGUGCAAAAGGUCAACCAACCUUUGCUCACAGUUUCAAGAUGGAACAUUUUCUAUAAUGUUGAGAUUUCUAUCUUAAUGGUAUUUUGAACACAACCUUUAUUCACUGAUGACUUGAACAGUACCUAUUGGUGUCUCUUGCCAAGAACUAUUCUCGUUUGUAACACAGCUCAGAAACUUAAUGGGAGACUUUGAGAGUGUGCCUUAAAGAGGCAAAACUCAAAGACCAUCCCAUAGAGGUAAAAACCGGGUAGCUUUCUCCAAUGGCAUAUCACUGGUAGGAUACAAUGUGGCGUGGCUUUUGAGUUUUCUAUGUAUUUCUUUUCUUUGUUUGUUUGAUGGGAGGGAAGGGGUAUUUAUCAUAGGCAAAACUCAAUUUGUCAGACGAGAAGCGAGAAAAUAUGCAGAAUAUGCAUAUUUAAGAAAAUUACAUGUUAAGAGAGCACAUGGUUAUGCAAUUUUUGUAGAAGAUUUAUCAGUAGACUUAAAAAUAAUUUUAGAUUUGGUUGUAAAUAUAAUAUAUAGAUUUGAUACAUCCACCUGUAUGUUCCUUUCAUCCGUGUUGCCUGUUGCGAAUGAUUGACAUAAAUUUGUUCUAGUUCAAGUUGACUGUGUUUAAUGUUUUAAAUUUAGCGCUUCUUUUCAUAUUCAUAUUUCUAAUAUCCAUGUAUAAUGAACUAAGUUCAGUUCAGCAUAAUGCAGGUGAAUUUGGAGUGAGUAGUCAUAUUCUGUUCUCCUUUGCUGUAGCUUCAGCUCCUUUUAAACCCGUAAUUUUUUUUAAAGAACCAGAGAAUAUUAGUUUUUUGUGCCAAAGGAGUAAAAUGAAUACAAAAUCCAUAGGUGAGAUUUCAUUUGUUUCAGUAUUAUGUUUUUAGACAAGGGAUACAAUUCCAUAGUAAAUAAUAUAGCUUUUACUCAGGAGUGAGGGCAACACAUUUCUCAGUGGCAAAGGUGGAAAACCCCAGUUAUUCUUGCAAAAAAUGUGGUGCAAAUUUCCACUCAAUUCGUAUGUCACAAGCAACAGCAUUUUCCAUUUUAUUCAGGGUAUGUUGAAUGCAUAUCUAUAAUUGGAGCAGUGGCUGUAGCCUAAACCUUAGUUUUUGAUGAAAGCAUACAAACUAAUUCUUGCCUGUUCACCACUCUGUUAUCUAUACUAGUUUGUCGACUGUAAACACUGAUUAAUUAGGUUACUGGACCUGCCUUGUACUACUUCCUUGUCAUCAUCUUUAAUUGUGCUGUAUAAAGCCAGGAACUUGGAAUGGAAGAAUUUAACAAAUAGGUGCUCAUGUUAUCUGAAUGUGAUUUUUUUUUUCUCUAUUUACUUGAUCAAACAGUCCAGGUGUUUCUACAAGGAAACAUCAAAGAAUAAAUCACUGAUGACAAAGA
Molecule: messenger RNA, 6906 nt
Organism: Pelmatolapia mariae (spotted tilapia)
Lineage: Eukaryota; Metazoa; Chordata; Actinopteri; Cichliformes; Cichlidae
Gene: phrf1
Product: PHD and ring finger domains 1
Exons: 19
Coding region: 162-5405 (1747 amino acids)
Source: RefSeq, a predicted model, not a curated record